Molecule: messenger RNA, 574 nt
Organism: Hypoxylon trugodes
Lineage: Eukaryota; Fungi; Ascomycota; Sordariomycetes; Xylariales; Hypoxylaceae
Exons: 1
Coding region: 23-574 (183 amino acids)
Source: RefSeq, a predicted model, not a curated record
UCAUUGUUCCUCAUGUGUUGCUAUGGAAAUAUCUAGAAAUAUGCUAACAGAGAAUUUAAACGGUUUCGUUGCCUGGGUGUUGCAAACGGUGGGUUCAGUGUUCCUCUUUAUUUUUCAGAAAUCCGGAGAACAAAUUUGUGUCAAAUUCGCUGCCAAACUCAUUGAUCCUGUCAAACUUCCUUCAUUCAUGGAUCGAAUCAUCGACCAGAUAAACGAGGCAUCAAGUUCCAAGAUGGAUUCCCCACAGCAAAAGCAACUUGUUCGCAGAGCGAGUAACUGUGAUUCCGAAGCCAGUGACCACACCCUUCCUCAACUCGAAAGAAAUGCCCCCAGCUCCGAGCAACCCAAUAGCAGAGGCGGAUGCUCUCAGAAGUGCGAACCGAAGCAAGUCAUACUUCAUGAUAACUCGACCUACAAGAGAUAUGUCCGCAAUGAGAUGCCGCGCCAGGGUCAAGGGAACAGAGGUACAAUGAAUUACAAAGAAGGACGGCCUUCGAUUCUCAUGGUGGUAUUCGCGCAAUUGAUCGUGGCGGCAAUAGUGGUUUUAUUGGGCUGGUUGCUCUGGAAGAGCUAG